Messenger RNA from Chara braunii, 4474 nucleotides. NCBI's taxonomy places the organism in Eukaryota, Viridiplantae, Streptophyta, Charophyceae, Charales, Characeae. The record is from the annotation of a GenBank genome assembly.
GGCAGCAGCAGUAGCAGCAGCAGCAGCAGAAGCAGCAGCAGGGUUUCAUUGGUUCGCAGUUGUGGACGAUCGGCGGACUCAUUCAGGGAGUGCGUGGAAUACAUUGCAGGCCCGACGUCUAUCCCGGUGAAUGAACCAGCGCCGUGUAACUGGUCUUGAUUACGUCCAGGUGCAGCCAAGUCGUGCAUUAGGAUUCUCUUAACCUAAGCUGGUAGAAGAUUUGGUUGAUCCGUUAGGAGGCGUAAUGAACACGUCGAGAUUCAUCGUGUUAACGUGAGAGAGAGAGAGAGAGAGAGAGAGAGAGAGAGAGAGAGAGAGAGAGAGAGAGAGAGAGAGAGAGAGAGAGAGAGAGAGGUUUGGGACACCACAGGGGGAGGGUUGAGGAGCAGGAAGGAUGUCGGCGUUCUCGAAGCGGAAAAAUUUUCGGAGGAAGACUGCUGAAGAGGAUGAUGGAGACGAGGGGGAGGAGGAGACAAAGAGCUUAGGAGCCGGUGGUGGAGGUGGUGCCGCUGGGGGCGGGAAGAAGGAGAAGGCGAAGCCGAAGAGCUUUGGUGGUGCAAGCCUUCUCAGCUUUGGUGAUGACGAAGCGGAGGAGGAGAUGACCGUGGCAGUAACGGCGAAGAGCGGCGGGUCUUCCGCGGGUAAACCCAUUAAGAAAAAGAGCGUUGGAUUCGGUUCCAGCCUGGGAGGAGGGCAUCAUGGCCCCAAGGCGCUUGGGUCAUUGUCCCGGUCGUCAGCGCCGCCGACUGUGUCCACCAUCCAGCCGCAGGCGGGGGAGUAUACUGCCGAGAGAUUAGCGGAGCUGCAGAAGAACACUAUAAGAGUUGGAGGGGCUCUGCAUCGAAAUGGCAAGAAGAAGGGAGGAGGGGGAGGGGGAGGGGGAGGGGGAGGGGGGGGGGGCGGGGGAACAGGCAAUCAAGGGAUAAUGGCGACGAAGAUGGAGGUCUUGGCGCUUCCGCUGACCACUCCUCCCCCGCCGCCGGCGUCGCGCGGCCCCUCGGAGCCGUUGAUUGUCUUGAAGGGCGGGUUUAAGCCGUCAAGCGGUUCCGCGGGGAUAGCGGAGAGGCGCGGAGACGAAGGGGGGGAAAGUGCGGGAAUGAAGAGCGGGAGAGAGAGGAUGGAGCAGAGGGGGAUAGUGGGUGGCGCGGGGGGGACGACGGACGGUCUUGCGCCCACCUCUGCUGGCGUCGAGUCCCGACUCUCCGCUCUCGGCAUCGCAUCGGGGGGGGCAGUUGGCGUGGGCGGCGGGGUGACGCAUAUCCCCGACGCGGAGGCCAUCCGCGCCGCAAAAGCGAAGCGCGAGCGGAUGAGGCAAGCGCAGGCUGCGCCAGAUUACAUAUCGCUUCAUCAAGGGCCGGGGGGCGGAAGUGGAUUCGAUGAGGAGAGGAGGGGCGUGGUAGGGGGGAGAAGGGAGAGUGGGUUGGUUAGAGAGCAGGAGGAGGAUCUGGACAGGGAGGCGGUCGACAGCAGUGACGACGAGAUGGAGGUCAAGGGGAGGAUGAUGUUUCUAGGGGACUUGAAGGGUGCACAUGCUGCAACGAAGGCACAGCUUGACCGCACAGAGCAAAGCCUUGCGCAGUCCAAUGCCGCUCUUGGAUCGCAUCAGAGCGCUUUGGCUUUGGCCGGAGAGAAGUACCAAUUUGUGCAGGAGCUGAGGGACUUUGACAAGGCACCCAUAAUAGAAGAACUGGAGGAGCAUAUGCUGAAAUUACAUGAGGAACGCGCAAAUGCAUUGAUGGAAAGGCGGACUGCCGACGAUGCGGAUGAGCUUGCAGAAGCCGAAGCUUCCGUGUCAGCGGCUAUGGCUGCCAUGAAACGAGGAGCCAAUGCUGCUGCCGUCGCCUCGUCGGCAGCGGCUGCGGCAGCGAUGUUCACGAGAGAAAGGGAGAACCUGCCGCCGGAACUCGACGAGUUUGGGAGGGACUUGAACUUGCAGAAACGGCUGGAGGCGAAGAAGAGACUGGAGGCCAGAGCAAGGCGCCGGGAGAAGGCAAGCUUGCGAAGAGCCGAGAAGCUGUCGGCGAUAAAUGUAAAUGGAGGCAGAACUGCUGGGUCUGGGACAGUGGCUACACAACCGCAAGUAUCCAUAGAGGGAGAAAGCAGCAGUGAGGAGAGCGAGUGCGAGCAAGCGGCAUACAAAUCACGGCGAGAAGACAUUCUUACGAUGGCGGCCGCUGUUUUCAAUGAUGCGAGGGAGGAUUUCGCAAAGCUAUCGAAAGUCAAGGAGACACUGGAGCAAUGGAAGAGGAAGUAUCCUGGUACAUACAGGGAUGCUUACUGUUCGCUGAGCGCGCCAGGUCUGUUUGCUCCUUAUGUCCGGCUGGAACUGCUGAAUUGGGACCCUAUAUAUGGGGAUGCAGCACUGGAUACCAUGUCUUGGCAUAAGGAGCUUUUCAUGUAUGGAUGGUCAGCAGACGAUGCUGAGCCGCAUCCGGAUGACGAUGAUGGAAACCUGAUACCCAAGCUGGUUGAGUCUGUCGCUGUUCCUUUGCUGCACCAUUAUUUGGUCAACUGCUGGGAUCCUAUGAGUGUGAGCAGCACAGAGCGGGCAGUUAAUGCGGUGAAGGAAACACUGAUAUACGUCCCGGCUGAGUCGUCGGCGCUGAAGGAUGUUCUUUCUGGAAUACAGAAGCGGAUGUCAGAUGCUGUUGCAAAGAUGCAUGUACCUGCAUGGACCCCUGCUGUAUGUGCUGCUGUCCCCAAUGCUGCAAUGUGGGCUGCUCAGAAGUUUGGUGCAUCAGUUCGACUUCUUCGUAGUCUGACCUGUUGGAAGGAUGUAUUGUCGAGGAGUUUGCUCGAGCAGCUGGUCCUUGACGAGCUUCUUGUUCAGAAGAUGCUUCCGCAUUUGCGGAAUGUCAUACCAACACCGCAUGACGCGAUCACAAGGGUAGAGAGAGUGGUGGUUGUAGUGUCUGAGGUAUGGGGCCGAGCAAGCGGUGCGGUGGGACUGAAUUUGAAGCUGGUACCACUAGUUGAUUACCUUUCAAUUGUCGGACGGGCCGUUGAGGGACGGCGGGAUGAUGGGCUGAGUUCACAGGAAGAAGCUGUGUCUAUGGCAAGGAGGUUGAAAAAGAUGCUUGUUGAUUUGAAUGAGUAUGAUCGGGCACGCAGAUUGUCGAAGACGUUCCAGCUUAGAGAGGCGCUACAUGCGGAGGUGGAGAAGCGGGAGGACGACGAUGUUGUGGAGGAGGAAGAGCGGGAGGAUACGAUGACGAGGAGGAGCGAGAGGAGUACGAUGACAUGGAGGAGCGGGAGGAGAACGAUGACGCGGGAGGAGAAUGGUGACGUGGAGGAGGAGGAGCGGGAGGAAAACGAUGACGUGGAGGAGGCGGAGCGGGAGGACAAUGACGUGAGGAGCAGCGGGAGAAGGACGCACAAUCUUUCGCGCAACCGUGAGAAGACAAGAUGGGUCACGCUGCGGUCUGGAACUCGCACCCUAAGAAGUAUGGGCCUGGCUCGCGUACAUGCCGUGUGUGCGGUAAUGGCCACGGGCUCAUCAGGAAGUAUGGCAUCAAUACCUGCCGUCAAUGCUUCAGGACUUACGCGAAGGACAUCGGCUUCGUGAAGUAUCGAUAAACGGCCACUUCAGAGACGCGUGGCGUCCUGAAGGUUUUCCUCGAGAACGUAAUUCGUGAUGCUAUGACUUCUGCCGAGCACCCUUGUCUCAAAAUGGUGACGGCCAUGGACGUUGUCUAGUCUCUCAAGCGACAAGGCCGCACCCUAUACGGGGUUCGGGGGCUGAACGAGCGAAUAUUUGUCGCGUCCUGUUGGACCUGUGCUACACGCUUUUGAACGGUGUUUCCUAACACCACCAAAUCAAUCUGAUGCUAUCUCUCUGUCUGAAUGAUGUAUUGUCGAGGAGUUUGCUCGAGCAGCUGGUCCUUGAUGAGUUUCUUGUUCAGAAGAUGCUUCUGUAUUUGCGGAAUGUCAUACCAACGCCGCAUGACGCGAUCACAAGGGUAGAGAGGGUGGUGGUUGUAGUGUCUGAGGUAUGAGGCCGAGCAAGCGGUGGGGUGGGACUGAAUUUGAAGCUGGUACCACUAGUUGAUUACCUUUCAAUUGUCGGACGGGCCGUCGAGGGACGGCGGGAUGAUGGGCUGAGUUCACAGGAAGAAGCUGUGUCUAUGGCAAGGAGGUUGAAAAAAAUGAUUGUUGAUUUGAACGAGUAUGAUCGGGCACGCAGAUUGUCGAAGACGUUCCAGCUUAGAGAGGCGCUGUGAUUGCCGCCGCUCGCUCUGCAUGUGGCAUGCUUCUUCUCGUGCUAUCUGUUUGCUGUCACUGGGCCUCGAUCCACUACUCACCAGCUGUGCAAAUUUGAGAAUGCUUAUUCUGCCAGAACAUGGAAAGGUACACGGUCAURUUCUUUGUCUUUUGUGCUUGUCGUGAGUAGUGGAGUGAGGCCCAUUAUCACGAGUUUUUGGACAUUGUUUGCAUGUGCUUACACUGUCUUAUGCGCCGAUUUCCCUUAAAAUAG